AUGGAGAGUGGGAACACAUCAGCAGUGACUGAAUUUAUCUUCAGUGGGUUUCCUAAACUCCAAGAUGGUAGCCUCCUGUACUUCUUCCCUUUACUUUUCAUCUACACCUUUAUUGUCAUUGGGAACCUAAUGAUCUUCUUUGCUGUAAGGCUGGACACCCGUCUCCACAAUCCCAUGCAUAAUUUCAUCAGUAUCUUCUCAUUUCUGGAGAUGUGUUACGCCACAGCCACCAUCCCGAAGAUGCUCGCCAAUCUAAUCAGUGAACGAAAGACCAUCUCUUUCAUUGGCUGCCUGUUGCAAAUGUACUUCUUCCACUCGCUUGGAAACACUGAAGGGGCCUUGCUGACUGUCAUGGCCAUUGACAGGUAUAUUGCCAUCUGCAACCCACUCCACUACCCAACCAUCAUGAUCCCCCGGCUCUGUGCUCAGCUUUCUGCAGGGUCUUGCAUCUUUGGUUUCCUUAUCCUUCUACCUGAGAUUGCAUGGAUUUCCACACUGCCAUUUUGUGGCCCUAACCAAAUCCAUCAGAUCUUCUGUGAUUUUACCCCUUUAUUGAAUUUAGCCUGUACAGAUGCCUCCGUAAUCCUGGUGCAAGAUGUGGUACAUGCUCUUGCCAUUCUAAUAACAGCCCUGAUAAUUUCUCUUUCUUACAUCAGAAUUAUUAUUGUGAUCUUUGGCAUUCAUUCAACUGAGGGCCGCAAAAAGGCAUUCUCCACCUGUGCUGCCCACAUUGCCGUCUUUCUGCUGUUUUUCGGCAGUGUAGCCCUCAUGUAUCUUCGGUUCUCUGCUACUUAUACACCAUUCUGUGACACCACUAUUGCUCUGACCUUCUCUGUGCUUGCUCCCUUUUUCAAUCCCAUUAUAUAUGGCUUGAGAAAUAAAGAUAUGAAAGAUGCAAUUAAGAAGCUCCUUUGCUCUCAUAAAGUGUUUGCUGUAUCUGGGAGGUAA
This is a messenger RNA of Choloepus didactylus (southern two-toed sloth), 948 nucleotides long. Its product is annotated as olfactory receptor 6K3. Bases 1 to 948 code for a protein of 315 amino acids. NCBI's taxonomy places the organism in Eukaryota, Metazoa, Chordata, Mammalia, Pilosa, Megalonychidae. The transcript has a single exon. Gene Ontology annotation, molecular function: G protein-coupled receptor activity; olfactory receptor activity. Gene Ontology annotation, cellular component: membrane. The record is from RefSeq and is a predicted model, not a curated record. Gene Ontology annotation, biological process: G protein-coupled receptor signaling pathway.